Chenopodium quinoa (quinoa) is the source of this 2257-nucleotide messenger RNA. Its product is annotated as SWI/SNF complex component SNF12 homolog. Gene Ontology annotation, biological process: regulation of transcription by RNA polymerase II. The record is from RefSeq and is a predicted model, not a curated record. The transcript has 3 exons. Gene Ontology annotation, cellular component: SWI/SNF complex; nucleus. NCBI's taxonomy places the organism in Eukaryota, Viridiplantae, Streptophyta, Magnoliopsida, Caryophyllales, Amaranthaceae. The coding region runs from base 522 to 1937 and encodes 471 amino acids.
UCUAUAAAAAUAAUUUAAGUUGAUUAAAAAUUAUUUUAGUUUUAUUCUUAAAAAAAAAAAAGAAAAAAAAAUUCAGUUUUAGUAAAAAUACGAGGAAGUAAACCGGACCUUAAUAGGCUUAUAUGCGUUUCAUUAAUCUACUUCAUUUUCCCUUUAUUUUCAUUUCAUUAUUAUUUUACCCCUCACAGUUUUUCAAUUUUACGCUUCACCUCUCCUCUUACUCUUUCUCUCUUCUACUGAAGCGCCCUCUGAAAUACUUUGAAUUCUCCAUUAAAGCGGCUAAGCUUUCUCUCCUCCAUUGAAGAAACUUCUCAGGAUGAUGUUUAUAACCUUGUAAUGUUAGGACGAAACUUUGAAAACGGACCUUUUCUCCCUGGGCCAAUGGCGGCUGCCUUUCGUGCCCCGGCUCAGGGAUGGGCCUGAAUUGCUUGAUUAAUCUCAGUUAGUUGAUCAGGAAAAUAAUCAAACACUUGGUGGGUUGUCAGUUGUCGGGUAAUUUUUGAUUGUCUGAGACUCUGGCAAUGGCUCAACCGCAGAGUGCUCAAGCUGCACAAGUUCCCGGGAAGUCUAAUGCCCGUGUCGUGAACCUAGGGACUAAUAGUACUAAUGCCGGUGUGUCUUCGGCUGUGGGUGUUGCUGCUACUGGUUCUGCGAAUACUAAGAAGAGUCAUAAUAAAAAUUCUAGUAAGCAGCAAAGUUCUUCUGGGACUGGUGGUGGUAUUCCGUUUAAGACAAUGGAGCUUGCUCCAGCUGCUCGUAGGAAGAAAAGGAAGGUUCCGGAGAAUAAGUUACCGGAGAAAGUGGCAGCCCUUUUGCCAGAAAGUGCUCUUUACACCCAAUUAGUGGAAUUGGAAGCCAAGAUUGAUGCUGCCCUUGCUAGAAAGAAAACAGAUAUUCAGGAAACUCUAAAAAGGCCUCCCUGUAUUCAGAAAAUACUUCGUAUCUAUGUGUUCAACACUUUUGCCAAUCAGCCACUUGAAAAUGGUGAAAAUAAGAGUUCUGAAACUCCUACUUGGACGCUUAAGAUAAUUGGGAAUAUAUUGGAAAAUGGGGGUGAUUCCAGCUCUAGGACUAUGGAUAAUAGGUCCACUCCUUACCCAAAAUUUUCAUCUUUCUUCAAAAAAAUAACCAUAUGCUUAGAUCAGACCCUUUAUCCUGACAACCAUGUAAUAGUAUGGGAGAGUUCUCGUUCUCGUUUGCUUCAUGAAGGAUUUGAGAUUAAAAGGAAGGGAGAUAAGGAAUUUACCGCAAUUAUAAGGCUUGAAAUGAAUUAUAAUCCAGAGAAGUUUAAAUUAUCAGCUGCUCUUACUCAAGCUCUUGGACUUGAGGCAGAAACUCGCGAACGAAUCAUGACUGCAUUGUGGCACUAUGUGAAGAUGAAGAAGUUGCAAGACUCGAAUGAUCCGGCAUUCUUUAUUUGCGAUCCACCUCUGCGAGAAGUGUUUGGUGAAGAGAAGGUUAAGUUUGCUGUGGCCUCACAGAUUCUCACUCAACAUUUAACUCCUCUACAACCCAUACAUUUAGAGCAUAAGAUUAAGCUUUCUGGAAACAAUCCCAGCGGAAGUAUGUGUUACGAUGUGCUUGUUGACGUUCCUUUUCCUUUAGAGAAGGAUAUGUCUGCAGUCCUGGAAAAGAUGGAGAAAUGCAAAGAAAUAGAUGAUUAUGACAAUUCCAUUGCUGCUGCUAUAAAGAAGAUCAAUGAACAUCGGCAAAGACAAGCUUUUUUCCUUGGAUUUAGUCAUUCACCUGCAGAGUUUGUUAACACAUUAAUUGCUUCUCAGGAUAAAGAUUUGAAGGUUGUUACUGGUGACGCAGUUCAGAAUGCUGAAAAAGAGCAUCGAAGUGACUUUUUCAACCAACCUUGGGUUGAAGAUGCUGUUAUGCGUUACGUGAAUCGCAAAACUGCCAGUGGAGUUGCUGCUACAGGAGCUACAUGAUUUGUGAUAUCUAAUUAGGUACAAGGUUAUUGCAUGUUGAAUAUUGAUGAUUGGACCUCUAUUUUUGGCGUCACAAAACAUAAUGUGAAAUGCUUUUUUGUUCUAAAGAUAGCAGCCUAGAGUAUAUAGCAUGUCAAUAUUAUCACAGAGAUGAAGCUUAGGACUUCAACUGCCUUGUAUCUCAUAAGGAAAUUUUAGUAUUACUAGCGGUAUUCUGAGCAUGCAUAUUCAUAAUCUCUUUUUACUAGCUCUAGUUAUGAAUGAGAUUAAAAUGUCAGCUAGUAACCUCCUUUUAAUGUCAGAUUUCUUCGUUAAAGAAC